Stegastes partitus (bicolor damselfish) is the source of this 4557-nucleotide messenger RNA. RefSeq names its product LIM domain only protein 7-like. The record is from RefSeq and is a predicted model, not a curated record. Lineage: Eukaryota; Metazoa; Chordata; Actinopteri; Pomacentridae. Gene Ontology annotation, biological process: regulation of cell adhesion; regulation of signaling. Bases 116 to 4009 code for a protein of 1297 amino acids. The transcript has 30 exons. Gene Ontology annotation, molecular function: protein binding.
GAAGUGCGCAGAGCCCAGUGAUAAACUGGAUGUCAAUCAGGGAAGAGCUUUCACCGGUGAACAGCCACGCACAGGAUCGUAAGAGUUGUGCCAUUUGCUUGUUGAGAAGAUUAAGAUGGAGUGGCGCCAGCAGACCAAUGUCAGCUGUGCAGACGCGUUCAGCGAGGCUCAGCGCUGGAUUGAGGAAGUGACUGGAAAAUCGUUUGGUUGCGAUAACUUCCGCGCCGCCUUAGAGAACGGAGUCCUGCUUUGCGACCUAAUCAACCAGUUGAAACCUGGCAUCAUCAAGAGAGUGAACAGGCUUUCUACUCCCAUCGCCGGCCUGGAUAAUAUCAGUGUUUUCCUGAAAGCCUGUGGAAAACUGGGACUGAACGCCUCACAGCUGUUCCAUCCGGGUGACCUGCAGGACUUGUCGACUCGUGUGACACUCAGGCGAGACGAAAGCACCAGACGACUCAAAAAUGUUCUCAUUACAAUCUACUGGUUGGGUCGCAAGGCUCACUUAGAUGCCUUCUACAGUGGCCCCCAGCUUCAUUUCAAGGCCUUCGAGGGGCUGUUAGGUUUGGCCUUGUCCAAGUCUCUGGAUGAGGGAAGUAACGCGAUCGUGAAGGACGGUGGAUACAGACAGUGCCGGUACCCAGAGAAGGAGGAAAGCAGCAGCAUGCGAUCGAGCUAUAAGAAAGGAAACUCUGUGGACAGCAUUGAGUUUCUGAACUCCCGGGCCCUGCGAUCAAACAGUGAAGGUUGUGGAAGUGACGCAGAAGCUGAGCAUGUGUUCAAGAUGGAGAACACGCAGCCUUCAGCCCACCAAAGCAAAGGUUACAUCCCAACACCGAUUCUUCGAAGAAAACAAGGACGAGAGGAGACUGGAAAAGGCAGCGCGAGUCCACUCCCCAGAACAUAUCAAAUCCAGGUCAGGCCUGAGAGACCAGUUCAGGUUAACCCUGGCUGGAUAUGGAGCAAAUCCCUCAGUGACAUCCCGAUGGUCUACCCUGUGCGCAAAGUUCCUGAUGGAGACACUAAUAAUGAUGAAGGCCAGGACAAUAGGAAGUGUAGCGUUGCUGCGAAGGACAGCGAAGCUCAGUGGCAGGAUGAUUUGACAAAGUGGAAGAGUCGUCGCAGGAGCACGAAGUCUGACCUUCGCAGGAACUCACUAGACAGAGAGCAUGUUAUAAACCAGAUGACCAAUGGAGCUGUGAAGAGUACAGGCGGACUGACAAAGAGAGAACAGCAGUCACCAUGGAGGCAUAAACCAGCCCCCCGUCCUUACUCCACCUCUCCCCCAUCCAAACCAUUGAGCUCUGAUCUGCGGCCGCACACUCGAGCUCUGCUGGCCCGUAGCUACGCCAUCGAAUCACCUUUCAGCCCCACAGUUCCACUUAGCCAACACAACUCAGCCCACACACGGGGAUCAUCAGUUGGAGCCAUGCCUGCCUCUGAUGGAAACAUCCUGGGAGAGGAGACCUACUUUGCCUCUGUGGCUUCAGAUGGAGCAGGAGCCACCACACCGUCUCUGGACCAGCCUUUCAGCUCUCAGACCCAAGUCAAAGCCCCGGGCGGCCCACGACUUUUCCAGUCCACGCUGGAACUGGCCCGGCCACAAAAUGUCUUUACAAACCAAAUCUCCACUCUUGUCAUAGCUACGCAGCCAAACUGCACUGCAGAACCAACCGGCAACAGGGAUCCCACUUCAUCCACGUCAAGUUACAAACCUUCAUUCUGCAUUGAUCCUGAUGCAGUCAAUCAGGCUGGAGUUGAUGCUUUGAAAGACUUGUCAUAUCAGAACCACAAGUCCAACGAGGAGCGCCAGAAGUCAUCUUGGGAACCAGCAGUGGAUCUUGGCAAAGACCAGCAUGCCGCAGGCGUCUACAAGUACCUGUCGAGAACUGGGUCGUGGUCCGGCUCAGCUAGCCUUCCCCGAGGUUACCGUCGGUCUGAGGGUUCAGCUCGCCUCUCUUCUGCAAUCACAGCCAGACCAUUUGGGACGAAGCAGUCCAGGGUGUCCUCACUUCCGAGGCUGUGCAGUGUAGAUGACAAUCAGGAUGUGUUGCUGAACAGUGAGAAAGAGGAUUCUCUUUCUCCACCCACCAAAUCAUCGUUCAUACGACAGACUGCGACCGCCCAUCUGAAGGGUCAGAACCAGGCGUCAGUCACACUGGAGAAAGUCAGCCAGGCGAAGCAGAAUGUUACAGAACAGGGGAAGGAGGUGAAUGGUGCCAGCAUCCCCAGCCGGGCCUCCUUUCAGAAUAAUGGCUACCCCCAUCUGCCCUCCACUCAGAUUCUGCCCCAGCCGUAUUCAAACCUGCAAACCUCCCACCGCAAUAAAAAUGCGACACCCCCGUCUACUGCAAGCACUGACGUCCCAAAGGUGGAUCACAGUGACAUGAGAGUGAGCCUCACUCUUAAACCCAACAGCGUAGCAGACUUUGGUUUCCAUACGCACUGGGACUCCAUGGGGGCGAGAGUGAAACUUAUUCAACCUGGCAGUCCGGCGGAGCUCUGCCAGCUGCAUGUGGACGAUGAGAUUGUGGCCGUUGAUGGAGUUCCAGUGACACAGUUGAACUACAACCAGUGGAAGGAUAAAAUGGCGUCUGCCCUGCAAACUGGCAACCUGACCAUGGACAUCCGACGCUUUGGCAACAAGGAUUGGAACACCAGCGAUGGGAGUCAUCGCAGCCUGCCAGGCCAGAGCAGGGUGACCCUCAAUCUGACUGCUGCUGCACCUGUUUUAAUAGGUUGCCCUGAUCACCAUCCCAACGGUGUUGCCUCUGCAGAAACGGCAGUCACAAAAGUGUCCAAAUUCAAUGGGCAGUCAGACAAUGUAAUACAGGGUAAAGUCAUGGGUGGAGUGCUUUCUGACAACCUCAGGACAGCCACAAGUAAAGAUUAUAAUGAGAUCACUAGCAAAAAUCAGAAAAGGAGGACAGAAUUUUUCAACCAGAAAGGAGGUUCAGAAUCUGCAAUAUCUGAUCUCCAGGUGCCAUCCCUCAGCCCCUCCACAUCCAGCUGGUUGUGGGACCGCGAGGAGGAUCGCAGACGUCAGGAGAAGUGGCAGGAAGAACAGGAGCGCCUCCUACAGGAACAGUACCAUCGAGAUCAGGAGAGGUUGGAGGCAGAAUGGAAAAGGGCGCAACAGGAUGCAAUGGGAGUCUCCAAGUCAGGGCAGAACACCUUUGAGAUGAACAGUGGCGGGGGGAGUCCUGUCUGCACUCAGCUCCAUGUGAAUGGACUGACAAACAAAUCCAUAGGAGAAGAGCUGAGCCCCAACAGAGGAGAGCUGAAAGAUGCAGGAGGAAAACCUCAAAGUAAUGUACAAGGACUGCAGGAUGACAAGAUGGCUGAAAAAGACUGGGCAAAGUCCUUGUCCACCCCAGUACUGGCUGUCUCCCACAAACAGUCAAAAGGUCCAGGUGAUCAGAGGAACAGAAAAGGACAAUCUGUCUCCAAGGUCGAGCAGGAACGGCAGCAGAUUUUGGACGAAAUGAAGAAAAGGACUCAGCUUCUGACCGACAACAGCUGGAUCCGUCAGCGCAGCAGCAGCUUUUACAAGGAGCCCAUCUAUGUUGGGGUUCCUAUGAAGAGAUAUGACUCGCUGGACAACCUGGAUGUUUUGCGUCAGUCCCCAGUCUCACCGGCUAUGUUCCCGAGUUACCCUCGUCCGCACUCGGCCGCUGCAGGUUUCUGUGCUCCGAGCAGGAACUCCUGUUCCCGCUACAGCACUGGAGCAAUGUUGUCCCAAAGAAACACAUCCAUGGACCCAUCUCCUAAUGGCAGGAUGGUCAGUGGCAGGAGGACUUGCAGUGUGUGUGAGCGUGUCCUGGGUAGUGGGGCAGCCAUGGUCAUAGAGGCCCUUAGUCUCUGCUUCCACCUCGCCUGUUUCCAGUGUGUGGGCUGCUGUCGACAUCUCGGAGGAACAGAGACUGGAGCCCAGGUCCGAAUCCGAAACAGGAAGCUCCACUGUGAGCUCUGCUAUUUCCAACUCAAGUACACUGGUGCCCUCCCCAUGUGACCAGCAUGCUGUACUCCAGAUUGAAGAAUAAAUGAGAUGAUAUCAUCCUCAUAGCCAAUCUGACUUCUGUUUCCUAAUCCAUGCUACAACAUAAAUCUCGACAACCUGUGAAUCCACAAGCAAGUAUGAUUCUUAAUCGCUGUUUUUAUCAAUUAGACGACACAUAGUUUGACUGUUCUUUUUUUCUGCUAAUUUAUUUCCAAGGAAAUUUAGAUUUAAUAUAUGAAAUAAAGUAAUGAUGGGACUUAUUGUUUGAUUUAAUUUUAAUGAUAGUGUUGCUAUUUGUGGCAUCUGUGUGCUGUCUUUUUUCUUUACCCAAUAGUGCAUUAGAGAUAUCAGAUAAUUUCGUAAGAGGCUGUUAUUGUAACCCAGGCAUGAAAGCACAUUUUACUGAAGCACUUUCUGUUCUAUUGUAAACUCACCACGCGCACAUUGGGAUAAAUCACUGGUAUAUAUAUAUAUAUAUAUAUAUAUAUAUUUGUCACAUGAAAAUUGGCAUCUUAACUGAAAUGUCCUUUUUGUAAAUAAAGUGCACUGAAUAUAAUCAA